AUGUUUUUCAUUCUAUCUUGCUUGGCACAAAGCAAUUUAAUUAAAGUUGCUACUAAUGGUUCUGCAACUGAAUAUUGCUCACAGGAUGUUAUUUGCUCAUAUGACAAUGCUUUCAAGCAGGUUAAAAAAUCAGAUACAUUAUUUUUCGUAGAUAAUUAUUUAACAAUGGAAGAUUCACACAAAAUUCUUGAUUUUUAUGCUACCCACGCACUUCCAAUGAAAUUUAUUGGCAGCAACACUGUAUUCGUUGGAAAUGAAAGUGAAAUUUAUCUAAUAAAUACCACACAAGUUGUCGAAAUCCGCGAUGUUACAUUUAGGGCAGUUAAUUUAAAGAUAGAUUCUACAUCUUCAUCAGUAACCUUCGUAAAUGUAAAUUUGAUUCGGACCAAUUUCAAUUUAUUUGAUGAAAAUCCCAUCAUUAACGCACUUGAAUCUUCAGUUGUCUUAGAAAACGUUACUUUAUUUAAAAUAAAUGGCUCCUUAAUCAAUAUUGUUGGAAAUUCCUUAUCAAUUUCACGCACAGCUUUCAAAGAAGUAUACAAUAUACAACCGUUUAUUACUUCAUUUAAAUCCAGCUUAAAAUUGACCAAGAUCGACUACGAUGGUAUUGAUUUCAGCAAUACAUUUAUUGACCAAAGAUUUUCAUCUAUUCAUUUAAGUAAUAUGAAAUUCUCUAACACAGUCUUUAACGAUACGAUUAUUAAAUCAUCUGAUGCUUCUGCCUUAAUCAAAAAGAUUUAUCUUUCAAAUGUAACAGCGCUCAACCCAACAAUAUUUUUCAUGGGCUUAAACUUACAGAUUCUAACCUUUUCGAGGUCAAACUUUACCAAUGUCAUUCCAAAAUUAAAUAGAAGUCGGUUAAUUGAUCUUAACUCUGCUUCAAUUAAUAUUGAAAACAUCCGAUACGAGUCUAACAGUUUUUCAUUCGGAGAAUUUAAGAAUUGCAAUGGAGUUAUUUCCAAUUCCGUAUUUCAAGAGAAUAAUCUAUCCGGAACUCACAGUCUAGUUAACAUUUCUUCAUCGUCGAUCACUGUUAAAUCUGAUGAGUUUACAAGCAACAGAGGAAAAUACGGAACUGCAAUAUCUUUCCAUGGUUCUUCAGCCACAAUCAAAAACUGUAACUUUUCUCAUAAUUUCGCAAAGAAAAACGGUGGAUCUGUGUCAUCAAUCAAUACGCAUCUCACUGUGACGGAUACAUAUUUCAUAAACAAUACUGCUGUCAAUGGAGGAGCAGUAUAUAUUAAAGGAAGUGAAAAAACAGAGAUUUCUACAACAAAAUUCGAUAGGAAUGUAGCAAAUUACGGAUAUGAUAUAUUCGCCAAAGGAAAUGGAACAAUUUCAUUGGAUAUUGCACUACCAGAUGAUAAUCUUCUUGUUACAGAUGAUGUAAAGGUUGAAAAACCAAUUGAAAUAAUAGAAAGCGAGAUAGAAACUUCAUCUACUCAAAAUUUUGAUGGAAAGUUACUCGGAGAUAUAAUUGAUGACAAUCCGGCUAAAGAUAACGCAGCUGCUGUCAUUGGAAGUCUUUCGAUUUUGAUGAUAGCCGGCUGCGCUGUUGCUGCAUUUAUUUCACGUAAGUAUGGGAGAUCGAGAUUACUAAAACUAGGAAAGUAUAAGUGA
Molecule: messenger RNA, 1620 nt
Organism: Trichomonas vaginalis G3
Lineage: Eukaryota; Parabasalia; Trichomonadida; Trichomonadidae
Exons: 1
Coding region: 1-1620 (539 amino acids)
Source: RefSeq, a predicted model, not a curated record